UCUCGAGCCGUUGGAUUCUAAUUUCUCUUCUUCCACGGCUCUUCAUACCCCCACCACUCUCCGCCCUUCUUAUCCCUCCCCCCUCGCCUUCCUCUUCCUCCCAUGACCUGACCGCUUCUCCUCCUUUGCGCUGCCCCCAGCGAAGAAGCCCAAUUUCAAGAUCUCGCCAUGAAACGGGGAAAAUCGAAGGUCGAUGCCCCCAAGAAGGCCGACACCAAGCUGUCGGUGAAGAAGGGACCGGAGAGGGCGAGUAAGAAGCCGAGGAAGACAAAGGCGGACAAGGAUCCGAACAAGCCCAAGAGGCCUCCCAGCGCCUUCUUCGUCUUCAUGGAAGAAUUCAGGAAGUCAUUCAAGGAAAAGAAUCCAAAUAACAAAUCGGUCUCUGUGGUGGGUAAAGCCGGUGGAGACAAGUGGAAAUCCUUGUCGGAAGCUGAGAAGGCUCCUUAUGUGGCCAAGGCAGCCAAGUUCAAGACAGAGUACACCAAGAAAAUAGCUGCAUACAAUAAGAAUCAGUCUGGGGGAGGAAGUCACGCUGCUGCGGAUGAAGAUGAGUCCGACAAGUCCAAGUCUGAGGUGAACGAUGACGACGAGGAAGAAGAGGGAAGCGAGGAGGAAGAGGAAGACGAUGAAUGAGGAAAACUGGAAGCAAGUCUUGCUAUGUUAUCUUUGUCUUCUUUCCCCAUCUUUGUUCUACCUUCUAUGUGAAUGACAAAGCCAUGUCCUGGCUGUUCGUCACUAACGUGUACUUACUUUCGUCUAAUUCAAGCUAAUUUAGUGCCA
Musa acuminata AAA Group (dessert banana) is the source of this 780-nucleotide messenger RNA. Its product is annotated as HMG1/2-like protein. Lineage: Eukaryota; Viridiplantae; Streptophyta; Magnoliopsida; Zingiberales; Musaceae. Bases 169 to 633 code for a protein of 154 amino acids. The transcript has 8 exons. The record is from RefSeq and is a predicted model, not a curated record.